AUGAUCUAUCUGCGCAAGCUUGUGCGCGACUCGAAGAAGAUCAUCGAGCCCGAGCUGGCCGCUCGCCGCGCUUCACGGGGUGAUAUCAAGAAACCAAAGGAUUCUCUGUCUUGGCUGGAUGAUGUGCGGGGAGGCCGGUCGUUUGAUGUGGUCUCCGGGCAGUUGUUCCUGACCGUGGCUGCAAUCCACACCACUUCGAGCGUCAUCACGGCAACUAUGUACGACCUGAUCUCGAACGUGGGGUAUAUUCUGCUGCUCCGUGAUGAGAUCAAUCGUGUUUACAACGAGGACGGAGGCUGGGAGAAGACGAGCCUCUACAAGUUGAAGCUCAUGGAUAGCUGUAUGAAGGAGAGCCAGCGUAUGAUUAUUCUUGGCCCUAACAUGAGGAAUCGCUAUGCGGAAGACGAUGUCACACUUCCCGACGGUACCCUCAUCCGCAAGAGCUGCCCCAUUACGAUACCGACGCUCCACAUGUGCGACAAGAAGAUAUGUGGCUCAAAUGCCGAUGACUUCAUGGGUAUCGAUUUCUGUUUUGUUAGCAUAAGCCCGGAGAUUCUGAGCUUUGGACACGGAAAACACGCAUGUCCGGGUCGUUUCUUCGCCAGUAACGAGAUAAAGAGUGCACUCAUUCACCUGUUGAUGAAGUACGACUGGGACAUUGUCGGGAAGAAGCCCAAGAGCGGUUCGUACCGGGUCCCGAGACGCUUGUGGCAUACCGGUCUAGGACACCGGAGAUUGAUAUCUGAAGCAGUUAAAUAUGGCUCGGAUCAUUGA
Messenger RNA from Colletotrichum gloeosporioides, 774 nucleotides. RefSeq names its product Cytochrome P450 monooxygenase ausG. NCBI's taxonomy places the organism in Eukaryota, Fungi, Ascomycota, Sordariomycetes, Glomerellales, Glomerellaceae. Gene Ontology annotation, molecular function: oxidoreductase activity, acting on paired donors, with incorporation or reduction of molecular oxygen; monooxygenase activity; heme binding. The transcript is spliced from 3 exons. Bases 1 to 774 code for a protein of 257 amino acids. The record is from RefSeq and is a predicted model, not a curated record.